Aspergillus puulaauensis is the source of this 1728-nucleotide messenger RNA. RefSeq lists its product as uncharacterized. Lineage: Eukaryota; Fungi; Ascomycota; Eurotiomycetes; Eurotiales; Aspergillaceae. The record is from RefSeq and is a predicted model, not a curated record. The transcript is spliced from 2 exons. Gene Ontology annotation, molecular function: protein binding. The coding region runs from base 1 to 1728 and encodes 575 amino acids.
AUGGCCUCGUCUGUGGUUGACCAUCUUGUCAAGUCACAGCCUACUGCUGCAGUCGCCGUCCUCUAUCUCAGCUAUGUCAAUCAGCACGAGCAAUCUCUACGUUGCUUUAUGGCCGAACCGCUUAGACAGCUGGCGUAUUCCGACUGCGCAGUCGACAAAUCAGUCCAGGCCAUGUUUAACGACAACCUCAAGGUCCCAGAACCAGGCGAAGAACGACUCGAAGCCGCGUUGGUGUCUGUAUUAUCAGGCCGGGGUUCUGCCUUUGUCGUCGUGGAUGCCGUUGACGAGUUCCAAUCCCCGAAGUUGAGGAACGAUCUAGUCACAGCUUUACUGCGAAUACAAUCGCAGGUCCCAGUGAAUAUCUUCUUGACAUCGCGGCCCGAUCAAGGCACGUCUCAGAUUCUCAGAGAUUGCUCUCAUAUUGUUAAAGAGCUUCUUGGUUCCCAGGAUGACCUUGACAUGUAUCUCUCCGCCGAGCUUUUGCGCGUAUGCCCAUGGGAAGACGCAGGCUCUCGCAGUCUCCAUCAAGCAAAGAGGGACAUCAUGGAUGCUGCUAACGGAAAAUUCCUCAUUGCACAUCUAUGCUUGAACGCCCUCCACGCCGUAAACAUAUCCUCCACCCAGGACUUAACAGCUGCUUUAGAACAGUUAAAAGCGAGCCCUGAUACCUCCCACACCCAGAAGUCGAUACUACUUGAAGAUAUAUACCGCAAGACAAUAACGCGUUUAAAGCUUCAACGCAACAACGUCGGUAUGCGGGCUCUCAUGUGGGUGACUUGCUCCAAGAGGCCGCUGUCCCUUUCCGAGCUGGAGCAGGCACUCGCCGUUCAAAUGAUCAAAGACACGGCUCCUGCAUUAAGACAGUUACCUGUGAUAUCGAUGAAUACGAUACUGUCCGCCUGCCUCGGACUCAUCACCGUGAACCCAUCCCCUGACAGCAUCGUAUUCGCCCACAAAACCGCCCAUGAAUACUUUUCCACCUGGAGGGACGAGUACUUCCCAAACGCAGAGGAUGAAAUAACCAGGACGUGUACUUCAAUGCUUCUGCUCUAUACGCCGUCUGCAUUCCUCAGCCUGUCAAACAGCGCUGCCCAACUUGAGCGCCAGGAGAAAUCACACCACUCCCAUCCAUUCUACUUCUACGCAGCAUCACACUGGGGUAACCAUGCCCGCAAAACCAAUGCCCACCGUGAUCUGAUUAUGAGGUUUCUCGAGCAGGAGGACAAAGUAAACGCCACUGACUAUGUCCAUCGAUCGUCGGGCCAUUCCCCGAACACCACAAUAAGACCGUACCGUGUCCCCCACCCGUUGCGUGCAAUUCAUCUGGUUGCGUUCUUCGGUCUUGAGGAUAUAUUUGCCCGUCUACCCGAGAUGUAUACAUCGCGCAAGAUAUCGCUAUUCCCCGACAGGACGUGGUCAAAGGAGUUGAACUGCGUAGCUACUAUUCAGAACCUAACACCACUCCACUAUGCAGUCAGAGGGGGGCACCAGGGAAUGGUUCAACUACUUGUGAAGUCUGGGGCAGCCGUUAAUAAAGGAGACUGGCAUCAUGUAACGCCGUGUGGCUUUGCGCGUCACUACGAGCAGCAGGACAUUUACAUAUUUCUGAAAAAGCACGGCGGAAGGACCUCGGAUGAGAUGCCUGGGAAGGAGGAGCUUGGGUUGGUAUGGGACUUGACGAAGCAUUAUGCUAGAUCAGUCGACUUGAGCAUUAUUCGGUUUAUUUAG